Pimephales promelas (fathead minnow) is the source of this 1011-nucleotide messenger RNA. RefSeq names its product mitochondrial ribosomal protein L12 (gene mrpl12). Gene Ontology annotation, biological process: translation. Gene Ontology annotation, molecular function: mRNA binding; structural constituent of ribosome. Gene Ontology annotation, cellular component: ribosome; mitochondrial large ribosomal subunit. The record is from RefSeq and is a predicted model, not a curated record. NCBI's taxonomy places the organism in Eukaryota, Metazoa, Chordata, Actinopteri, Cypriniformes, Leuciscidae.
UGGGUAGGUCAGGAAGCGCCGGUGGAGGACGCCAUGUGCUUGUGUUAGAGGAGGACCGACAGCAGUCUCAGUCACACACACACACUCACACACACACUGCUCGGUCGCUCACGGAAUCGGGCCAUAAUGUAUUGCAGCAGACACUGCGUCCGGAUCGCGCUGCGGGCCGCGGCAAACACACACCGACACAAGCUACAGACGUCAGCACUGUGUGCCCUGCGAACGCUCAAGACCGGCCCUGUCAGUGCGUCUGGUGCCAUUACAACGCCUCCUCUUGACGGGGCACCCAAGCAAUACUCGCCCAAAAUCCAACAGCUCGUCAGUGACAUCGCCAACCUCACGCUCAUAGAAGUGUCCGACCUCAACGAGUUACUAAAGAAAACGCUGAACAUUCAGGAUGUUGGAAUGAUGGCGAUGGGCUCAGUGGCUGCAACACCAUCUGCAGAGGCGGUAGAGGAGGACGUGGCUCCUGCAAAGAAAGAGAAAACACAUUUUACAGUCAAACUGACAGAACUAAAGGCGGCUGAUAAAGUCAAACUGAUUAAAGAAGUGAAGAACUGCAUGGAGGGAAUAAAUCUUGUACAGGCUAAGAAGCUUGUGGAGUCCCUACCUCAGGAGAUCCGGGUCAAUGUGUUUAAAGACGAGGCAGAAAAACUGAAAGCAGCACUUGAAGCGGCAGGAGGCACUGUGGUGCUGGAGUGAAUAUCUGCCCUGGCUCUUCACUUCUUCAGUUGUUACCUGUCACUCGUUGUUUUGUUUGUUUUUUAUAUAUAAAAAAAAAUGAAAAGAAUUUAAAGAAAGCAAAUAAUGCCUUUAAAAUGACCACUUGGUCCACAAGAGACUGGAUGGUGAACUCUGAACUCUGACAGGCUCUGAGCCUGCAAACACACCACCCCGUCACUGACUCGUCCAUUUGUUGUUUAGCUACACACACGUUCUGUCCUGGGCUGGUCUGUCUCUCAGGAAUGAGGGCUGUUUCUUGUGGUUAAAUAAACGUUAUACUGUACUGUG